Molecule: messenger RNA, 6824 nt
Organism: Trachemys scripta elegans
Lineage: Eukaryota; Metazoa; Chordata; Testudines; Emydidae
Gene: ACSL3
Product: acyl-CoA synthetase long chain family member 3
Exons: 17
Coding region: 458-2596 (712 amino acids)
Biological process (GO): neuron differentiation; long-chain fatty-acyl-CoA metabolic process; long-chain fatty acid metabolic process
Cellular component (GO): lipid droplet; endoplasmic reticulum; plasma membrane
Molecular function (GO): long-chain fatty acid-CoA ligase activity
Source: RefSeq, a predicted model, not a curated record
GUGGUAAAGGGGGACUGAGCGGGGCCUCGUUUGGCUCCGCGGUGCCGGCGCACGGGGCUGCGGGUGGGUGGUUACUGAAGGCGGCCGGCUGGCAUUGUGGGCACAGAGCCCAGGCUGGGCCCCUGCGUUGCGGCCUGGACACCGGAUCCGGCAAGGCGUGGAGGAAAAACUACCUGAAUACUUCUCUAGUUCUUGUAAAGGGGUGAAAAGUGCCCUCUUGGCUACCUGACUCAAUGGGAAGGAAGAAUUUUUUCAUUCCACCCAGCUGGACCACUAGAUUUCACCACACUUGCCUGUGACCGCUCCUGUGGGAUAAGCUGAGACUGAAGCAUCCAGCAGUGGCUUUCACAUCUUUACCUGCCACGAUGAAAAGUUGCAUAAGAUCUUCGCUGAUCUACAUGUAAUCAACAAAUUUGUCAAACUCCCGUGUGAUCUACAACAUUCACAAGUAGACAAAAUGAAGCUAAAGCAUACUAUCAAUCCUGUUCUUCUGCAGUUAAUAAACUUCAUAAUAUUGGUAUACUCAUUUAUAACAUACAUUCCAUGGUACAUACUAUCUGGCUCAAGACAGACCAUAGCAAAAUCAAAACAAAUUAAGGCUAAACCUGUGAAAAACAAACCUGGUAGUCCAUACAGGUCUGUUAACAGUUUGCAUUGCUUAGCUUCGGUUUUAUAUCCUGGAUGUGACACACUUGACAAAGUUUUCAAGUAUGCUAAAACUAAAUUUAAGGACAAAAAACUUUUAGGAACACGUGAAGUCUUAAAAGAGGAAGAUGAAAUCCAGCCCUCUGGAAAAGUUUUUAAAAAGGUCAUCCUUGGAAAAUACACUUGGCUCUCAUAUGAUGAAGUCUAUGUUAAAGCUACUAAUUUUGGAAAUGGCUUAGCAGUAUUGGGGCAGCAACCGAAGACUAACAUUGCUAUCUUCUGUGAGACUAGAGCAGAGUGGAUGAUCGUCGCACAGGCCUGCUUUAUGUGCAGUUACCAACUUGUUACACUGUAUGCUACUUUAGGAGGCCCAGCAAUAGUACACGGACUAAAUGAAAGUGAGGUGACAACCAUCAUUACUAGUAAAGAACUGAUGCAAACAAAAUUGAAGGAAAUUGUUUCUCAGGUUCCACUAUUGAGGCAUAUUAUUACUGUGGAUGGCAAACCAACAACAUGGUCAGAAUUCCCCAAGGGUAUCAUUGUUCACACUAUGGCUUCCGUGCAAGCAAUGGGGGCCAAGGCAGAUAAUGUAAGCAAACAGCAAGCCAGGCCUAUACCCUCAGAUAUUGCAGUAAUCAUGUACACAAGUGGAUCUACGGGACUUCCAAAAGGAGUCAUGAUUUCUCAUUGCAACCUUAUUGCUGGCAUAACUGGGAUGGCUGAAAGAAUUCCUCAUUUGGGGGAAAAAGACAUUUAUAUUGGAUAUUUGCCUCUUGCUCAUGUUCUGGAAUUAAGUGCUGAACUUGUUUGUCUGUCUCAUGGAUGCCGUAUUGGCUACUCAUCACCCCAGACAUUAGCUGAUCAGUCCUCUAAAAUAAAGAAAGGAAGCAAAGGAGAUGUUACUAUGCUUAGACCUACGCUAAUGGCAUCUGUACCAGAAAUCAUGGAUCGGAUCUACAAAAAUGUCAUGAAUAAAGUGAACGAAAUGACCAGUUUCCAAAGGAAUCUGUUUAUAUUGGCCUACAAUUACAAAAUGGAACAAAUUUCAAAAGGCUAUACUACGCCACUUUGUGACAGCCUUAUUUUCCGGAAAGUACGAAUGCUGCUCGGUGGUAAAAUUCGCACCCUACUAUGUGGAGGAGCCCCACUUUCUGCUGCAACUCAGAGAUUUAUGAACAUCUGUUUCUGUUGCCCUGUGGGACAGGGAUAUGGACUAACUGAGUCAGCUGGGGCUGGAACAAUCACUGAAGUUUGGGACUACACUACAGGGAGAGUAGGAGCACCUUUGGUUUGCUGUGAAAUCAAAUUAAUGAACUGGGAAGAAGGUGGAUAUUAUAAUACUGAUAAACCAUAUCCUAGAGGUGAGAUUCUUAUUGGAGGCCAAAAUGUGACCAUGGGCUACUACAAAAACGAAGAACGAACCAAAAAAGAUUUCACUGUGGAUGAGAAUGGACAGAGGUGGCUCCAUACUGGAGACAUUGGGGAGUUCCAUGCAGAUGGAUGUCUAAAAAUAAUUGAUCGUAAGAAAGAUCUUGUAAAACUCCAGGCAGGAGAAUACGUCUCUCUUGGCAAAAUUGAGGCAGCUUUGAAGAAUAUGCCACUGAUAGAUAAUAUUUGUGCAUAUGCAAGCAGUUUCCAGUCUUAUGUCAUUGCAUUUGUUGUGCCAAAUCAAAAGGAGCUUACAGAACUAGCUCGGAAGAAAGGAUUUAAAGGAACCUGGGAAGAGAUCUGUACCAGUGCUGAAAUGGAAAAAGAGGUACUGAAGGUAGUAGCUGAAGCUGCUAGCUCAGCUCGUCUGGAGAAAUUUGAAAUACCAAUAAAAAUUCAUUUGAGCCCUGAUCCUUGGACUCCUGAGACUGGGCUGGUGACAGAUGCCUUCAAAUUAAGACGCAGAGAGCUUACAUCACACUACCAGGUGGACAUUGAUCGAAUGUAUGGAAAAACAAAAUAAUUCUUUUCCUGUGCUUCUUUGCUACAGUGAGCUCAGAUCAAAUAGGAAAUACUUGAAUCUCGUGUCUCAGUACUUGAGACCAACACACACAAACACCAUUCCUCAUUUUCAGCUUAAACUGUUACUUCUGAUAACAUCAGCAUUUUUACCUGUCAGGAUUAGUAAAAUGUUAAGGCAGCAAACUUGUGUCUGUCUCCUUUUUUCCAGUAUUCUCUGCUACCCUGUCAAUAUGUGGAUUUUCCUGAGUUCUUUUGGGAAACUGUGAUUUUGAAGCCUCAAGUUUUUAAAUAUGAUUUAUAAAUCCUGUAUAAUGUUCUGUUUGCAACUUUUUAAAGUUUGGAUGUAUAGGCAGAUAACUUGGCUAUGUAAGAAAUGGUUAUUCUGGGGGCCUUUUUUAUAUAAGUAUUUAAAUAUAAAAAGUGAUUGAUGUGAAAUUAUGUAAUCUGAAAAUGCUUAUAACUCAGAUCACUGUUGGACGGAAGACCAGAUUAUUUGUUGCUGUGCAAUUGUUCUUUGUAAAUUUAAGAAAGAAAAAGUCUGACAUUCUGACUUGUGAAAUACACCUGAAAUAUGUGCCUGAUGGUUGAUCCCUAAAUAUUUUAUUUUUUUUCCUAAAAAACAAAGGUGGGCAUGGCACAGCACUGUAUAUAAGCAGACAGCCCUGGAGAAUAUGUUGUUUGAGGCUUUAUUAAUGCAAAAUUUAACACACCAAAAGCUACAUCUGUGAAUAAUCUGUCUAAUAUUGAAAUUCACUUUUAAAAUAUCUUCAUGCCAUUUUGUACAGCAGUUAUAUUGUUUAAAACUUGUGAGAACUUUUAAGUGUUAAGUAAAAUGAAUUCAGAAAGUUUGCUGGGACUUCAACAAAAUCAUCUCUUUUCUCAUCAGCCUUACAUACACAAUUCAGGUUUUCUGUUUUGUUGCUUGUAAAUCAUUGAUAAUAGUCAAGUUCAAACCUAGCUGCAGCCCAAAUCUUUUGGAGGGAAAUUUCUUAAAGGCCUAACUGUCCAGUUACGUACCAGUUGGAAUUGGGUAACUAACUGCCAUUUGUGCCUUUGAAAAUCUCCCCCUAAAUUAAUAAUUUCAUGUUCUUUUGUUUAUAAACUUUUUUUCUUUGAAGGCAAAUGUCUGAAGUAUUGUCAGUUAAGAGUCAUAUUUAUUUUAUCUGCUUGGUUGUUUAAUUGUUGCAACCAAAUUCUUGAGUUAGUUGAUUAUAAAUAGUCCUGUGAAGCUUUCAUUUUGAGAGUUCUGGGUGCUAGCUAGGUCUAAAGUGGGAGCCUCUAGAUUGGUUUCAGAUAUGUAUUUUAUUAUUAGUUUUUUAAUAUAUUAAUUUAGAGAAAAUAUUCUGAUCAGGGUCACAUGAGAACAUGGAAAGCCAUACAUCAGUAAAUUUUGUGAUGGACCAGAUAUUAAAGGGGCUUUAAUUUGCUGAAAUGUCUUUCCUCAUAUGGUAUAUGUAAUUACAAUGUAAAAAGUCAGGUCUUUAUGCUCGCUUGAUGCAAUAGUUUGAUAACAGAGCAUUGGCUGUACAAAAGACGUGCAGUACCUAAAACCACCCUUUUCUGCUGUUAGCAUUGGUAAAACUUUAACUUGGGAGUUUUAGGAGAAGGUUUCACACAAACUCUGAUGAAAAAAAUUAAUUCUGAAGUAUAUGAAAAUUAACACUCUGUGCAGUUGUAUAGGAGACCAAAGUCAAGUAGGUUCCCUGUGCUGGUGAAAGCUGAAUGUAUCAUACCUAGUUUCAGUCACUUAAAUAAUGGAAGAGUGAGCUGUAUUUUUAAUAGCUCUUACUGGAUUGCAAUGGAUUUGCACUAUUGUUGGUGCUGGAGAACUCUGCACAUUUUGGUGAGGUUUGGUGUAUUUAGUCAAAUGGAAUUGUCAGAAUUAAAAGGGGUUCAGAAUCACAUUUGUAUCAGAAAUGAGGUAAUGAGGCUGUUGUAAUCCAGGCUAUACAUCAUAUGAAUCUUAAGGAAGUUAUAAAUACAUGAUAGAUAUAUACAGAUAAGACUAAACUAGGAAAGUGAUGGAUUGAAGAAUGGGAGCGCAUGAACUGCCAAGUUCAAAGGAAAAGUAUCAUCCUGUUUUAGGUAUAGAAAAAUGUUUAAUAAAAUAUGGAUUUGCACUCUGUCAAAUGGCAUCAAGAAGCAAUAAGGUUCAUAAAUAGAGCCUGCAUUUGAAGCAAACGAUAUACUUUGCUCAAGGUUAUAAAUGUUUUUUUUUGUGAUCCUAGAAAAACAAAAGUAAUCCAAAAUAUGGCUAACAAAAUAUGUCCAGCAUCUCAAGACCACUGGUUGUACUCUGUAGUAUAUUAAUAAAAUUCUAAAUUUGAUUAAUCCAGAAGAAGAAUUCUGAAAGAAAUAGUAUUUUAAAGUAUACUGUUAAGUUCUUAAAUGCACUUUGGAUAAAUCACAGAAAUGAACAGAUAUUUUAGCAUUAAUUUGGAAAUAAGUCUUCACUUUCCUUCCAGCUCUGCCAGAAGGUUGGGCUGUAAUCUAACUCUGCAUCUGUUUUUCAAUCCAAUUUUCUUUUCUGAUGUGCUUUUAAGUUGAUGUAGAUUAAUAGUUCCAGUUUUUGUUGAGAUCAGAUUGGUUUUGUAAAAGAUAAAGCUUUUGUUUCCUUUAAGUGCAAAUAAACCAUUAGAACAAUUUUAAAGAGAAAAAGGCCUUUGAAUUUUUGGGUGGGCCUAAAAAACAUUUUUUGUUAAAUAUUAUUAUCCUGUCUCAAAGAUGGGGGAACAAAUGGCCUGAUCCUAUGAGGUUCUGAAUAUUUGCAACUCCUGUUGAAGUCACUUGUGGGUACUCAGAUCUUCUCAGGAGCAGGCUCUAAGGCAGAAAAGUUAUGUUAAAUGACCAGGGCCACAAAAGGUGCCCGUGUCAUAACUGAAAUUAAAAUGCACGUGUCCCUUGUGAUUGUAGAACAUCGAGCAAUGAUACCUCUUGGGUGCUUGAGCUGUCACCAUCUUUUCAUCUUGUGAUCAUGGGCCAUGCUAGCUGCUUAGCAGAGGAACAAUUCAAUUGGGAGGCAGUUCACGGGAACCCUAAUGGUAGCAGCCUACAUGACACCAGACUCCAAUUAUGAACUGGUCUUGGGGCCUUUUUUCUCAGCCCCCAAAAGUGGAAAAAAAUCUAGCAACUUGAUGGAAUGGAUUUAGUCUCCACAUUUUUAAGGUUCUCAUAAUAAGAAUAUGGGAUGGAAACUGCAGCUGAGAGUCUAUUCUGGCCCUAAAAGUUGGCUCUUGAAAAGAAGCAUCUUGACAAGAGGCAAUUUAAAAUUCCUAAAAUUCUGAAUCGGUGGGCUAGUAGUGAUCAUUAGCUACUUAUCCCGAUGUGAAAAUGUACAUAGCAAUGAAUUUUGAAUUGCAUUAUAAAAGAGGACUAAGGACUGGAAGAUGAAUAGUUGGCACACAUCUUCUGGUGUUACGUUUUGAAAUGCUUCAUGACUUUAGAUUGACACUUCAAUCCAGAUGUCACAAGUGUUUUUUACAGGGAAUAAACUAAGCUUUUCUGGGUGUGGUUAGGCAAUUAAAAAUUAGAGGUCAGAAAAGACCUGGCAAGUUUACUGAUGCUGUUACUAUUGCAGUUUACAGAAAAAUUUGACUGUACCUCAGGGGGAAGCAGUGUCUUCUCAGCAGUAAAACAUUUUGCUGAAGUUGAAGUUAAAAGCUGUGUGCAAUUGAAACUAAAAAUAUAGCACAUAGAUACGUGCUAUCAAUUUUAUAAAUAGGAUGAAGAUAAAUGUAUGGAAUUGAAACCCUACAUAAAAACAUCCUACAAAGCUUGUAAAUUUAGGUAGAAACUGCCACAGGGGAUAAGCAUCCAUGGCAGUUAAACUUUUAUAUCUAUGCUGCUGGAAUUCGCAAGCUUUUAUUCUGUAUUAGAACUCCACUUAGACCUUGUGUUGCAGCAUUUUUUUUUAAUAAAUGUGGUGUAUUCAUUCGAUUGAGCUUCUAAGAAAAUUGUAUACAUCUGUGUCUUCCAUAGUAGUAAGAGGAGAGGUCUCUUUAAGUUUGUACACAUUAGACCAGUCUGAAAAUGUAAUUGAAUCACCAGUUGUAUAUUACUAUGAUUGGUUAUUUAAUGCAAACUCAUUUUCAAUGUCAUCUUGGUUUGGUUGUUAAUAUGAACGUCCUGAAAAAGUGUAUAUCAUAACUGAUUUAUAUUGUAUGAAUUAUUUAUUUGUAAUUGGACAUUAAGUUUCAAAAAUAAAGAGAGGUAAAAUUGAGUUUCACAAA